AUGGCUCGUACAAAGCAGACCGCCCGUAAAUCCACUGGAGGAAAAGCUCCAAGAAAACAACUUGCCACCAAGGCCGCCCGUAAGAGCGCACCUGCCACUGGUGGAGUAAAGAAGCCACAUAGAUACAGGCCAGGAACAGUCGCUCUUCGUGAGAUCAGAAGAUACCAGAAAAGUACUGAACUCCUCAUCAGGAAACUCCCCUUCCAGAGAUUAGUUCGUGAAAUUGCUCAAGACUUCAAGACUGAUCUACGUUUCCAGAGCUCUGCCGUUAUGGCCCUCCAGGAAGCCAGUGAAGCUUACCUCGUUGGUCUUUUCGAGGACACCAACUUGUGUGCAAUCCACGCCAAGAGAGUCACCAUCAUGCCCAAAGACAUCCAGUUGGCUCGCAGAAUCCGUGGAGAACGUGCUUAA
Messenger RNA from Mytilus trossulus (common blue mussel), 411 nucleotides. Its product is annotated as histone H3. The transcript has a single exon. Gene Ontology annotation, molecular function: DNA binding; structural constituent of chromatin; protein heterodimerization activity. The coding region runs from base 1 to 411 and encodes 136 amino acids. NCBI's taxonomy places the organism in Eukaryota, Metazoa, Mollusca, Bivalvia, Mytilida, Mytilidae. The record is from RefSeq and is a predicted model, not a curated record. Gene Ontology annotation, cellular component: nucleosome.